Bactrocera neohumeralis is the source of this 3092-nucleotide messenger RNA. RefSeq lists its product as uncharacterized. The record is from RefSeq and is a predicted model, not a curated record. Bases 549 to 1664 code for a protein of 371 amino acids. The transcript has 7 exons. NCBI's taxonomy places the organism in Eukaryota, Metazoa, Arthropoda, Insecta, Diptera, Tephritidae.
UCUAACGGUUCGCAUGUUGCUUUGUCACGCUCGUCGCGAAAAUAAAGGCACACAGGCCAUUCUGGUGAAUAGUAAAUGUGUCGUCUAACUAAAGUUACAAGUGCAAUAUUCACGUAACACGAAAGUUGAAAGUGCUAAAUUCGCACAUAUACUCAUUGAUUAUUAAUAACAAAUGUGCACAACAACUUAAUACGAGCACUUAAGUACACAUAAGCGGACGAACCUACAUACAAUUAUGUUUAUUAUACAGUUAAGUGUGUACUUACCAAAGGACAUCAUCGAGUGAAAUUAAUUGUUGCUCCUCAACAAGCAAAUGUAGCAGGACUAAUUUAUUCACAAAUUUGUGCACAAAGUUAUUGUGCCACAACACAAGCACACGCAUACAAUCACCGACACAAAUACAUUCAUACAUGUAUAAGUGCAUGUAGCAUGAACAUGUCGUAAGUGCGUCAAAAGUAGUGUUAUGUAUUAAUUAUACGCACAUGUGCUAGUGGAAAAGGUGUGUCAGUGUACGUGUGGGUCUGUAAGGCAGCAAAGUGAGCAGAAACAUGAGUUGUGAACAGCAUCAUCAGCAGCAACGGCAUAUGCAUCAUCAACAACAACAUCAACAGCAGCAUCAUCCUCAUGAACAUUAUCAGAGUCGACCGUAUCAGUGCAGGCAACAACAGUUACAAAAGCCAAAAUGCGCACAUCAACAGUAUAGUCAAUAUCAAGAACAUCAUCAGCAACACCUCAGUUGUUACACACAACAGCCGCAUCACCAAUAUCAGCUAUGGUUUAUUAUCUCGGCGAUAUUGUUCUUAAUCGACAUAUCCAACUCGCUCACAAUGACGGAAGUGAAAAUACCCAAUCAUAUAAUGCGUUUCAAAAGCGCGGUACUCGGCUGCCGCUACAAUCUGGACGGCGAGUCAUUGUACUCGGUGAAGUGGUACAAGGAUGGGCAUGAGUUUUACCGUUAUGUGCCGCGCGAUAAACCGCCAGGACAAGCAUUUCCAUUGCCCGGUGUCAAUGUGGAUGUUCGCAAUUCAACAGAUACAAAAGUGACACUGCGGCGCGUCACACUGAUGUCGACAGGAGUCUACAAAUGCGAAGUUUCCGGUGAAGCACCAGCAUUCAACACUGUUUCCGAAUCCGAGACGAUGACCGUUGUCAUGACACCCAACCAUGGUCCAAAGGUCACCGGUGGUCGCCUGAGCUACCAAAUAGGGGAUGUUAUUCGCAUGAACUGCACCUCAGGACCAUCCAAACCAGUCUGUCAUCUCAGCUGGUUCAUCAAUGGUGAACCGGCAAAUCGAUCAUAUCUCAAACAAUAUGAAAAAUAUGUGGUCGGUCGUGAGGGGCUCGAAAUGGCGCGGCUGGGUUUGGAAUUUCGUGUGAAGGGUAUCCAUUUUCAAGAUGGCGAAAUAAAAAUGAAAUGCGUGGCCAAAAUCUCCUCCCUGUACUGGCAAAGCAAUGAGGCAAGUGUGCAAAGUGAUCGGCAGCAUCGUGCACCGGCGCUAGAAUCACGCGAAACAAUUGCAGCCAAAUCGCGUGCACAUGGUAACUUCGGUUCCUCCUCGGCAAAGCCACGUUCCCACACCACAUUGCAACAAUUACAUCUAGCAACACUACUGAGCUUAUUAACGGCAUUUUGUACUUCAAGCUACAGCAUAUCUCUAAGAUAACUAAUUUAAAUUAAUUUCUUACUACACUGUGUAGGUGACAGUAACACCUGGAAAGAUAUAACAACGUUGUCUUUAAUAACAACGGUAAAAAUAAAUUAAAAAGGACACAUAUCCUAUGCCAAAUUAAAAAUCCUGCAUUUAGUUGUUAGACUUAGAAUUAUGCAUAAACUGAACAAGAAAUGAAAAUCUUAUUUGUAAAUAAACAGAAACUUAAACUUAAAGAAAAUUUAUAUAUAAUUAAUUUAGUAAUUAGUUUAUGAAUAGAAAAUUAUUUAAAUAAUUUUUCAAAAAUAAUGAAAACAUUUGUUAAAGAUAGAUUUACGAUAUUUGUAUACAAAAGAGAGUGUAUACAUUUUUUCUCAUAAAAAACUUGGAAACUUAUAUGUAAGUACAAUAUAUCAACUAAUGUAAGGUAAAAGCACAGACCUUUACUAACAGAAACACACAGUAUUGAGAGACAUGAACAAUUUGAAAUCAAAUAAAAACCAACAAAGAAUCAGAAUUCUACAUUUUAAGUCCAAUUGAUAGUUCUAAACCUCAGUAGAUUACUUAAGAGCAAAAUAAUUCAAAUGUGUACGGGAAAAGAGUAUACUAUAAAUAUGUAUAAUAUACGUAUAUAUAUUUAUGUAUGUGUGUGUAAGUUCAGCUAAACUGCAAAAGAAACUGGAAACAACCUUGUUGCGAAAUUAUAAAAAAAAUUACAUUUCCGGUUUUUAUUAACUUAGUACUAUAUGUACUUAUGGCAAGUGCUUAAGUUUAUAGAAGUAUAAUACACUCUCAAUCAAAUCAGUUAUAGGUUAUCAAAAUCACGCUCUAAUAGAAUAUGUACAUGGUUUUCAUAGAGGUCAAUUGUAAAUUUGUAUUAACCAAAUUUGUGUUUCAAUUAUUUCAUUAUUUAUACUUGAUGAAAAUUUGGUUGUUACUAAACGAGCAGUUCGUUUCAUGAAAGUCUCAAAAAUUAUGAAAUCCUAAUAAGAGGGCGCUGAUCACCAUCAGAGUGUUGGGGAAGAAUAUGGAACGAUCUAAAUGGCGUUCUCUAGAUCUAAUAGGCACUGAGAAGUGAAUUACUUUUUAUGAAAUUGGGUUGAACCCUGUUCAGUUAUAGUCGUGGUGGAUUGUGUAUUUGAAAAGUUGUAAGAAAUGCCAAAUAAUCAGAAAAAAUUAACGGGUGACCACAAAAUUCGAUUCUGAUAUUAGAUAAAGAAAUGUAGUCUACUUGGUAAAUAGCAGCUAAAAUAUUUCUAAUUUUUUCUUAAAAAACAAGAGAAUAGUGAUGUUUUGGAGCGUAAGAAGGCAUCAGGUCGUCCUCGAAAGUCAACUGAGAGAAACGAAAAGUUACUGCGACCGCAUUAAAAAUGCACUUUCUAAACCAAGUGGAUCUAAGUGGCGAAACCACACGCCGACGGCUUAGAAAUUUGGGUUUGUAUG